AUGUCAGACAAAAAUGUGCCCCGUAGAUCAGGUUCUACAAAAGGAAGGGAUCUAUUAUCCUUGGUACAUUCACUUGUCGAGGCAUGUACUUCAAAAGGUGUAGAAGAACAACGGAAGCUCGCUGAAAGUCUAAAUCGUGCGUGGACACCAAAUGCGGACAUAUCGACAACCCUGGCUUACUAUGUGUCAAAAAAGCAGUCGUCCGAUGGCGACCAUUUAAGAACACUUUUGAGAGCUGUUGAGAUGUGCAACGAUGACUUCUGCCUCGCAUUGUUGUGCAGGCUCAUUCAAGAUCUUUUGAACACUGGCUCCUUGAAAGCUAGACAAAGGAGACAUCGCAAAUUAAUCAAAGCUGACGCAACAUCGUCCCUUAUCCGUACUCUGAGGUACAGGCUCAGGGAAAUAUUACCCCAAAGAAGUGCCGAAGACAGUGCCGAAACCAGUGAUAAACUGAACGCUCUUGCAGAGGAUACUGAUGACACCAUUGCAGAACUUGUUCUCGCUGUUGGCGCUAAGGCGAGAAACGCACAGUUGGCUGGUCGGUAUAAAGGAUUCGCCUCUUCCCUAUUGAUGCGGAUAUCCUCAUUCGAGGGAAAAGAUUUGCAACAAUGUCACUUACUAGCAAGAUAUCUUGAAGUUCUCUAUUUCGUCAGCAAAAACAGGAAAACUCGUAUGUUGUUAAUUAGUGAAAAUAUUACGGGAUGUAUUAUACCGCUCCUCGAGCAUCAUUCUUCGUGGCAAAAUUUAUCAGAACUGGAUGUGGCCAUCAGUGUUCAUAUUGAAAUUUGCUUGAUUACUCUAGCGAUCCUCAGGCUUCUUUGUAUUAACAGUGAAGAGCAGCUGAUCUCGCGUAAUGUGCUACUGCUUUGCGAAGGUAUUUUGAAUGAGUUAGGAAAACAAACUUGUCAAGAUACCGAAGCAAUCUCGCACCUACAGGUAUGA
Haemonchus placei is the source of this 942-nucleotide messenger RNA. The record is from the annotation of a GenBank genome assembly. Lineage: Eukaryota; Metazoa; Nematoda; Chromadorea; Rhabditida; Trichostrongylidae.